This is a messenger RNA of Cicer arietinum (chickpea), 1801 nucleotides long. RefSeq names its product cell division control protein 6 homolog B-like. Gene Ontology annotation, molecular function: DNA replication origin binding; ATP hydrolysis activity. The record is from RefSeq and is a predicted model, not a curated record. Gene Ontology annotation, cellular component: nucleus. Gene Ontology annotation, biological process: mitotic DNA replication checkpoint signaling; DNA replication initiation; cell division. Lineage: Eukaryota; Viridiplantae; Streptophyta; Magnoliopsida; Fabales; Fabaceae.
ACUUCCCAAAUGAAAUUAUGGCGCGGGAAAAUGAAAUCAAGGCGCCAAUGUUUUCCCGCUCCAGUCAACUACAAAACCCAUGCAACAUUUACAAUCUCAAUCAAUUUCACACUCAAAUCUUUCUAUUUUUCAAUUAUUUCACACUCCAAAUUAAAUUCGCAAUUAAACAAUGCCUUCAAUUGGUGCUAAACGUAGAUUCAGAUCUCCUGCACCACCACUCUCCGCCGCAUCUCCGCCAACUCGGAAAUCCCUCCGCCGUUGCAUCACUGCAACUCCCAAUUCCGUCCCUACCGUGAUUCAGAAAAUCGACACCGACGAAAAUAAAGUAGAAUCGCAUGAAUCCAAUGCCGUGAAAUCCAGAUGGAAUCCCAAAGAUGUUGAGCAAUUGAGAAUGGCGAAAGAAGUGUUGCACAUGUCUACUGCACCGUCUACCAUAGUGUGUCGUGAGGAGGAGCAAAAUGUGGUGUUGGAGUUUUGCAAAGGGUGCGUUGAACAUGAAAAGGCUGGGAGUCUCUAUAUAUGUGGGUGUCCUGGAACUGGUAAAUCUCUCUCUAUGGAGAAAGUGAAAGAUAAUUUACUCAACUGGGCUACACAGGGAGAUUUUCCUCUGCCUGAUGUUUUAUCUGUAAAUUGUACAUCUCUGUCAAAUACAUCUGAUAUUUUCUCAAAGAUACUUGGGUUACACAAAUCCCUAGGCAAAAAGGGUUCAGGCACACCCUUACAGCAACUUCAGAACAUGUAUUCUCAUGAAUCACCUACAACAAACAUGAUAUUACUAGUAGCAGAUGAAUUAGAUUAUCUAAUAACCAAAGACAGAGCUGUGCUCCAUGAUCUUUUCAUGCUUACCACUUUCCCAUUUUCCAGAUGUAUACUAAUAGGUGUAGCAAAUGCAAUUGACCUAGCUGAUCGAUUUCUUCCAAGGCUGACAUCAUUAAAUUGCAAGCCUACUGUUGUAAAUUUUCGAGCAUACACCAAAGAUCAGAUCCUUAGGAUUCUUGAAGAAAGGCUAAAUGAACUCCCUUACAUUGUUUUCCAACAUCAAGCAUUGGAACUAUGUGCUAGGAAAGUUGCUGCAGCUUCUGGGGAUAUGCGAAAUGCUCUUUGUAUAUGCAGGAGUGCAAUAGAGAUGCUAGAAGCAGAAAUUAGAGAAUCUGCUUGCAGUUUGAAUGCUUUGGAAGAGAAAUCAUCCUCAGAACAAAAUCUUCCUACAGCUCCUGAUUUUGUAAAAAAACAAGAAUUUGAUAUGGUAAGGAUUGAUCAUAUGGCUCUUGCCUUGUCAAAAACAUAUAGAUCACCCGUGGUGGAUACAAUACAAUCUCUGCCACAUCAUCAACAGAUUAUACUCUGCUCUUCGAUGAAACAUUUCCGUGGGGCCAAGAAAGAUACAACCCUUGGCGAGUUAUAUAAAUCUUACACGACAAUAUGCAAAUCAUCACUAAUUCCCCCAACAGGAAUCAUGGAAUUUUCAAACAUGUGCCGAGUGCUAAAUGACCAGGGCCUAAUUAAACUAGGACAAUCUCGAGAUGAUAAAUUGAGAAGAGUGACACCCAAAAUAGAUGAAGGCGAUAUUACUUUUGCAUUGCAGGGAAUCCGUUUUUUUCGAAAUUGUCUUCAAUGAUCCUGCUGACUGGUGGUUUCCAUUAUGCAAAAUUCUUCAGAGAAGCAAGAGAUGUUAAAGAUUUUUAAUUUUGUUUAAAUUUUUUCUAGACUGUAAAGUAGCAAUUGUUGUAAAAUUUUGUAAAAAUAAACAACUGAUUUAAACAUUAAUUAUAUCUUCAAUUUUACACCAAUAAAGUGAUUA